AUGGCAGAACUUCAACAAACACCAUUAGAAAAUUCAGUAGUCACUUCUUCAAAGGCUGAGCAACCUGUGGCUGAACAACCUGUGAUGGUUAACCAACAUUCAUUAAUACAAGCUUUGACUUAUCUUCGUUCCGAGCUAGAAAAAGUACAAAAUGAAAAGAACGACUUGGUAAAAGAACGUAUUACUUUGUUAGAACAGUUAGAAUUUGAAAGGAAUAAAAGUAAUAGUUCUAGAACUAGUGUAGAUACCACAAUAGACACUCAAGAGGACUCUGCUAGUCUACAGAGUAACAAUGACCACGAAAAAGUGGUUGCAGAAUUACGUUCUCAAAUUGAACAGUUUGAAGACGAGAAAAAAGAUUUAAUCGUACAAGAGCAGGAACUAUCAGAUUUAAAGGCUAAGCUUGAGCAGGUACAGGAUGAAAAGAAACAACUGGAGAUACAACAUCAGAGUUUGAUUGCAAAGCUGGCUAAUUUCAAGACUUCUAUUGCCGACAAAUUAAAAACAGACAUGGAGGAUUUAAAUCAGAAAAAACAAGAAAUAGAUAAACUUAAUAGAAAUAAUCAAGAACUCUUAAAUACAAUUUCUCAAUUACAAUCAGAACUUUCAUUAUCUCGCAAUGAGCAUGAUAACAUGACACAACGUUUGCAAACACUAGAAACGCAUCUUUACGAAGUACAGCACCAAACAUCACAGGAAUUAUCCGAAAAAGAUAAUAUAAUUAGGGAUUUACAAAUAAAUUUAGAUCGUUCUGAAAGAGAAAGAGAAGAUGCAGAUGUAUCUGCAAUGGAAUUAAAGAGUGCCAAAGAUGAGUUACUUGCUCGUAUAAAACAUUUAGAAAGGGAAAUUGAAGCGUUGAAAUAUGAGAAGGAAGUUCUAAAGGUGGAAAAGAACAAUGAAUCCGAGAGUUUGGCUAAUUUACAGAGCGUCUUGGAAGAGUUUGAAGCAGCUAAACAAUCUGAAAUUCGAGAGGCUAUCGAAGGAAUACAACGACGACUUUCUACAACAAGUAAAGAGCUGACAGAGUUUAAAGAGCGUGCGUUAUUAGCCGAGAACCAAUUGGCACAAAUUAAAGAAGGAAUUGGUCGUACGGCGCAAUAUGAAAAGGAGAUUAAAGAAAAGAAUUUGUUGAUUGGAAAACUACGUCAUGAAGCCGUAAUAUUAAAUGAACAUUUAACCGAGGCUCUUCGUCGCAUGAGAGAAGAAAGCAGUGAAAAUAAUGUGGAUAAGCGUCUAAUUACAAAUCUUUUAAUAGCUUUCUUUAAUACUCCUCGUGGAGAUAGUAAGCGUUUUGAGAUAUUACAAUUAAUGGCAAAUAUGUUACAAUGGAGUGAGGAACAAAAAGAACAAGUUGGGCUAAUCAGAAAAGCAUCAUCUAAAACACUGGAUGAACGGUCGGGUGGUUGGGGUUCAGGCUUAUGGACUCCAACUAUUGAGAGGCCACGAAACAGGUUAUCUGAAGAUAUUCCAAGAACAAUAGUCAGAAUGAAUGACGAACCGCCAUCAAAAGAGUCAUUUUCAGAUAUGUGGAUAUCAUUUUUACUUAGAGAAGCUAGCAAGGACAGUUCUGAGCCAAACGCUAACAGCAGCUCUGUUUCUACGCAAAGCGAAUAG
Molecule: messenger RNA, 1614 nt
Organism: Cetraspora pellucida
Lineage: Eukaryota; Fungi; Glomeromycota; Glomeromycetes; Diversisporales; Gigasporaceae
Source: the annotation of a GenBank genome assembly